Molecule: messenger RNA, 1176 nt
Organism: Anopheles moucheti
Lineage: Eukaryota; Metazoa; Arthropoda; Insecta; Diptera; Culicidae
Product: CLIP domain-containing serine protease B4-like
Exons: 4
Coding region: 1-1089 (362 amino acids)
Biological process (GO): proteolysis
Molecular function (GO): serine-type endopeptidase activity
Source: RefSeq, a predicted model, not a curated record
AUGGUGUUUGGUAGUAUGAACCUUUCUCGAUGGAGUCUUCCAAUUGUUAUACUUGUGUGGUGGACAGAGCAAAGAGUAGCAUCGCUCGAGCUGGGUGCAAGCUGUACAAAUCCUGUAGGAGAAGCGGGCAAGUGCAUACUCUUCCGAGAAUGUCAACCACUCGUCAACAUCUACAAUAACCCCAUUACCACGCAACAAGAUACAGAGUUUCUCACGCAAAGCCGGUGUGGAAUGCUACAACGAAAAACAUUGGUAUGUUGUGCAGGGUCGAAUCAGAGAUCUUCUCUACCAGAGCCACCACAUUGCGGCGUACAACUCUCCGAUCGUAUUCUUGGCGGUCAGCUUACAGAAAUCGACGAGUUUCCGUGGACGGCGUUGAUUCAGUUUCAGAAACCAGACGGAAGCUUUGGUUUUCACUGUGGAGGAUCGCUUAUCAAUGAGCGGUAUGUUGUUACUGCUGCCCAUUGCAUCAAAUCGAUUCCUCGUAGCUGGAAGGUCCAUCGCGUUCGUCUUGGAGAGUGGGAUUUGUCAAAGGCUGAUGAUUGUAAGGAAGGCUUCUGCUCGGAUGCACCGAUCGAUCUGGACAUUGAGAAGAUUGUUGUUCACAAGAACUAUGACACGAAGGAUCAGAGUAAUGCGAAUGAUAUUGCGUUGAUUCGUUUCACCCGACCGGUUAAGUACUCUGAAACAGUACGACCUAUUUGUCUUCUGUUGAGCGAAUCGCUCCGUAAUCGUAAUCAUGUUGGACUGCCAAGUUAUGCUGCCAGUUGGGGUAAAACGGAAACGGCUGCAGCGAGUGAGGUGAAGUUGAAAGUAGAGAUGAACGUCACAAGCUUGCAAGAGUGUACACGAGCUUAUCAACGUGGAGGAAUUUUGUUAAAAGCGACGCACAUGUGUGCCGGUGGUGUGUAUGGCGUGGACACAUGCAGCGGUGAUUCGGGCGGUCCUCUGAUGCGUCAGAUUGCUGGUGUAUGGUAUCUGAUCGGUGUGGUCAGUUUUGGACCACAGAAAUGUGGCACAGCUGGUGUACCGGGUGUAUACACUAAUGUUGCUGAGUAUAUUGAUUGGAUUCGGGACAAUAUCUACUAGAAACGAUUGUUUGCGAUAUAUAGAGCUAGUGAUACUCGUUGGAAUAAGCGUAUAGAAAAUUGGAUAAAUUUGAUUGUAGAAAUAAAG